Linum trigynum is the source of this 1345-nucleotide messenger RNA. Lineage: Eukaryota; Viridiplantae; Streptophyta; Magnoliopsida; Malpighiales; Linaceae. The record is from the annotation of a GenBank genome assembly.
AAACACCCCGACUGAAAUAGAGAAAACCCCAUCUCCGCAUCACCCUUAAACCAUCGCUCACAGUUCUCUUUCUAGCUCGUCCAUUCCGCGCAAGAAUAGCUGGUAGCGGCGAGACGAGCAAUCGCCGUAACUCGAUCUUACCCUCCACCACCGCCAUCUUCGUUUCUCGUCGUCGCUCUUCAUAGGUAGACCUCUUGGCUCCGGCUUCAAUUCCAAUUUCUGCUUUUCGUUUCCAGUAGCUUCACUGAUUCAUUGGGUCGUGUAUCGAGUCAGUCCCCGCCAGAUCUCGUUCGAUUCCUUCGUUGUUACGAAUUUCUAGUUAUUCUGAUUACCAAUGGAUCGCUUGUGGGUUGAGCUUGUUUUCGUUUGCGAUUUUGUGCCGCUGGUGAUUUUAUCGUACCUGUUGAUAUCGUCAAUUAGGGUUUGGGUUUUGGUUUUCAGCUGCCUUUGCGUCCCUGUUUGUUGAUGGAUUUCGUGGAUCUCGGUCCAGAGGUUGUUUCUUGCUGUAUCUGCUAUUUUAGGGACUGCGGUUUGAAGUUUUUUUUCUUGUCAUGGUUUCAGGUUUUAGUUUUUGGAAGCGAUGGCGUCCAAAUUGCAUCAGUUGCAAUCCAAGGCUUGCCAAGCGACUCAGUUCGUAUCCAAGCAUGGCACUACCUACUACAAGCAGUUAUUGGAGCAGAACAAGCAGUACAUUCAGCAACCUGCUACUGUUGAGAAGUGCGAUGAAUUGUCCAAGCAAUUGCUCUACACUCGACUGGCCAGCAUCCCCGGGCGAUAUGAAGCAUUCUGGAAGGAACUUGAUUACGUGAAAAACCUAUGGAAGAGGAGGCAGGAGCUGAAGGUCGAGGAUACAGGCAUUGCUGCGCUGUUUGGACUCGAGUGCUUCGCUUGGUAUUGUGCUGGUGAGAUCGUCGGGAGGGGAUUCACCUUCACUGGCUACUACCCUUGAGAGAGAUAAUAACCCCACUCUGUAGGACGGUUUGUCCGGAGAGAUAAUAGCUUCAGUUGUCAUCUGUGUGAUUGGAACGAACUGCUGGCACUCUACUAGCAGAAUUUUUACUUUUUUCCUUCCCCUGCAAAAUUUUUGAAAUCCCUAAACAUUAGUGGUUACAAUUUGUGGCCCUCAAUAAUUUGCUAGGUCGAAGCUGAUUUAGGAGUUCUGCUCGUUGGUUUCAUUUAUCUUUUUGGUAAAGAUCAAUACUGCUUCUCUCAUGGAAUGACCAUAAAUUUCUCAGCUGUUUAGUUAACUUCAGUUCGACCCAUCUUUGUAAUCACCCUCUGCUGAGUUCGACUUUCCCCAGCUGAAAUCCUUUGCCGGAACUUGGAAUAGAGUUGAAAUCCUUUA